GCAUCGGCUGUGUGAGCUGCUGGCCCCGCUGUCGCAGAGGCUGCCCGGGCGCGGAGUGCAGAGGGCCCCGGGGCCGCGAGGACGUCACCAUGCCUAAAGCACUAAAGGGAAAAAAUGUAGGACGGGAAAAAAAAGUCAUCCAUCCAUAUAGUAGGAAGGCAGCACAGAUUACGAGGGAAGCCCACAAACAAGAGAAAAAGGAAAAGUUGAAGAAUGAAAAGGCCUUGCGUCUCAAUCUUAUUGGUGAAAAACUGCAGUGGUUUCAAAAUCAUCUUGAUCCUCGAAAAGUAGGAUAUUCAAAGAAAGAUGCUUGUGAAUUAAUUGAAAGGUAUUUAAAUCGAUUCAGCAGUGAGCUGGAGCAGAUUGAAUUACAUAACAGCAUCAAAGACAGGCAGGGAAGGCGGCACUGCUCCCGAGAGACAGCCAUCAGACAGACCGUGGAGCGGGAGCGACGGCAAUAUGAAGGGCACGGCCUCGAGAUUCCAGAUAUUAUAAAUGCAGGCAAUCUGAAAACUUUUAGGGAAUGGGAUUUUGAUCUGAAGAAAUUGCCAAACAUUAAAAUGAGAAAAAUGUGUGCUAAUGAUGCAAUGCCCAAGAAGCGCAAGAAGAAAACCGUUACACCUGUGGACACAGAUUUAGGGGAGUUACAACUAAAUGAUGACUCAAGUGACUCAGAUGAGGAAAUGACUGCAGUGGCCCAGUUGUCCUUUACUUGAGUUGAAAAUAAGUUAUUUGAAAGCCUCAAGUUACACUUGAAUGGAUUAUGGUAAAUAAUUGUCUAGAUACAAGAAUUUGCUACUUAGCUCCUCUUACAUGAUGAGAAUCUCAUUUGCAGUUUAAAAAACAAUGUUACGAUUUUAUUUAAAAAUGAAUGUUGCUUUUUAUUUACAUUUAAGUUCCUAAAAUAGAUGCAGCGAAAUAAAAUAAAACAGUGAUCUUUAAGAUUGAUUUUAUCUAACUAUCUGGAUGGGAAGGAGCAAUAUGAAUAAGGACAGAAAUCGUCUCAGUUCUUUUCCUCGUGUUUACUUGGGAUCACCUAAGGUCCUGGGGUCACCUAAGGGUCCUGGGAUUACCUAAGGUUCCUGGGAUCACCAAAGACCACAUUCUGGGACAUGGACAGCAGCCUGUUGUCUAAAAGGGUCCUGUGGGUACUUCUUGAGCAGUGAUGAUAGCAAAAUUGCCUCUCAGUAAUAAUAUUUCACCAACCUUCCUCUUAAACAUUAAACCUAUUUGCUUUCCAUAUAAAGUAGGGAAAAUGUGAUAUGGAAUUCAUAUAUACUGAUGGAUUGUACAUUAUUUUUAUUUAUUACCUUUGAGCCAGAGUUAAAUGGUAAGAAAAAAAUGCAGUGACUGUUCUUACGUUGAUCUCCCACACUUAAUCUGCUAUCUUUUGAUAAAGGGAAUACAUGAUUUCAGAUUAGCUCUUUUUGUUUGUGUAUUAUUUUCUGCUUUCUUAUUGUGAAAAAUGAUAGGUUUUAUUUGUGGAAACAGACCUAAAGAUUAGAGAACCAGUUUUUUAAAUUAUGUUAUUUUUUCUUCUAAGAGAUGAGUUAAAUAACACCUAUUAUAUAUAACUCGGUAUUUCAAGUAUCAUGAAUAUCAUGGAUGUAGUAGAAAUGUUGUUCUUCACAGAACUUGUGUGCAAGUGUCCUUUAGUCUACUUCUGAAGGGUGCAAUGCAGGUGUAUCUGAGUAUUUUCAGGAAAAGGAAGUAAAACAUUAAUGCCGUAUGAGGUUAACUAGGUUAUCAACUAAGUUUUGUUAACACUGUAUUAAAAGUGUUGUGGAAUUUUUACUUUUGAAAAUUAAAAAUAAAAUUUAUUUUUAUAA
Molecule: messenger RNA, 1829 nt
Organism: Miniopterus natalensis
Lineage: Eukaryota; Metazoa; Chordata; Mammalia; Chiroptera; Miniopteridae
Gene: TMA16
Product: translation machinery associated 16 homolog
Cellular component (GO): nucleus
Source: RefSeq, a predicted model, not a curated record